Molecule: messenger RNA, 1641 nt
Organism: Magnolia sinica
Lineage: Eukaryota; Viridiplantae; Streptophyta; Magnoliopsida; Magnoliales; Magnoliaceae
Product: alpha-1,3-arabinosyltransferase XAT2-like
Exons: 3
Coding region: 222-1628 (468 amino acids)
Molecular function (GO): glycosyltransferase activity
Source: RefSeq, a predicted model, not a curated record
AACAAGGUGGUUGUGUCAACAGUCAACCAUGAUGUCCUUUUCAUCCAUUUCAUUAGGCAGUACGUGGGAAGCAUUAAAGGGAUAUAUACCAUAACUCCUAGUGUAUAUCCCCCAUUGCAUGCAGCUUGUUUGAAAGGUGUCCUUAAUCCAUGUAGAGAGGUUUUAAUGCCUGGCUAUUGCUUCUGGUCUUCUUCCUAAUCUUUGUAUCUUGAAAGAGAAGAAUGGCCGUCCAAUACGACGUACGGUUCAUCAAGAGCUUUGGCCGCUACGAUCAGACGAAGAUUGGAUAUGGAGCGAUCGUUGGGUGUUUGCUCAUCUCCUUGAGUUUUCUCGCCGUGUUUAGGCCUUAUUUGAGUCCUCGGCCGAUUAUGAAUCUGCGGUUGUCGAUGGGUGGGGACUUAUCCAUGUUGAUGAUUGAAAACAAAAGCGGCUCUCCCCAAUUAGCUGGAUCGGCCGGAGCGAUGCGUGAGAGCAAGCUGAUAUGCAACAUUACCGACCCAAGAUCAGAUCUUUGUGAAAUGGAUGGAGAGAUUAGGAUUCGUGGCAAUUCCUCUAACAUCUUCAUUGUUCCAUCUCAAAUUGGUAUUUUGGCGGGAAACGAGUCUUGGAAGAUCAAACCUUAUGCUCGAAAGGGUGAUGAAAUUGCAAUGCGGAAUGUUCGGGAAUUUUCGUUGAGAUCGAUGGUUGGCAAUGAAGAGAGUCCCAAUUGCACUCUAAAUCAUGGCAUCCCCGCUGUUGUUUUCUCCAUUGGAGGGUAUACAGGCAAUCUCUUCCAUGAUUUCACCGACGUGCUGGUCCCACUUUUCGUAACGUCCCACCAAUUCCACGGCGAAGUACAAUUCCUCGUAACUGAUUCAAAAUCUUGGUGGAUCAAAAGAUACAAACCCAUACUAAAACAAUUAUCGAGAUAUGAGAUCAUCGACUUCGAUAGGGACCGCACGAUCCAUUGCUUCGAACACACAAUAGUGGGCCUCAGAAGUCACAAAGAGCUAAGCAUCGAUCCAUCCCGAUCGCCAAAUGGGUAUUCCAUGUGCGAUUUCCGCGGAUUCCUACGGACCACAUACUCAUUAAAAAGAACAGAUGCAAUCAAGUUCGACCAUCAUCAAGAAAAGAAACCGCGCCUAUUAAUUAUAUCUCGCAAGCGAUCCCGAUCAUUUACCAAUGAACAUGAAAUAGUUGAAAUGGCCCAAAGCUUGGGGUAUGAAGUGGUGGCCACGGAGGCGAAUCUGGGGAUGAACAUGUCCGAAUUUGCGCAGGUUGUGAACUCAUGCGACGUGAUGAUGGGCGUCCACGGGGCGGGCCUCACUAAUCUUGUUUUCCUCCCAACUAAUGCAGUGUUAAUCCAAGUGGUUCCUUUGGGUGGAUUGGAAGGGUUUGCAAGACUUGAUUUUGGUGUACCAGCAAUGGACAUGAAGCUAAGGUACAUGGAAUAUAAGAUAGGAGAGGAGGAGAGUACACUGAUAGAACAGUUCCCACGGGACCAUGCAAUAUUCAGGGAUCCCAUGUCAGUAAAGAGGAAAGGGUGGCCAGCACUUAGGUCUGUGUACUUAGAUAAGCAAAACGUGAAGCUUGAUGUAGGUAGGUUUAAAAGCACUUUGUUAGAAGCUCUUAAGCUUCUCCAUCGCUAGAUUGAUAUCUCUU